CUGUUAUUGACACGGUGAAAAAGAAAAACAAAAAAAAAAAUAUCUUUGAGAAAGAAACGCAAUAAACCCCAUGUUUAGAGGCCCUUAAUGGAUUGUGGUCUACUCCCAGUAGCAAAUUUCUAAAACUUUAAAGAAAAAAGAAAACGUUUGGGCUACUGAAGCCCAAUUCAUAUUAACUCAAAUCUUAUCUUCGAACGAAUAACCAGAAAAACGAGCCAAUUCCUCUUCCCAAAGCGCCAACCAGACAAUUGACCCAAUCCCCAAAAUCCACCGCCGACAUUACAACCACCGCAAUGCCAGUCUUCAAAACACCUUUCAACGGUUACUCCGUCAAAUUCAGCCCAUUCCACGAAACACGUCUCGCCGUCGCAACCUCUCAAAACUUCGGCAUCCUCGGAAACGGUCGCGUCCACGUCCUCUCUCUCCCUCCUACACCGUCGCUCCCUCUCACCGAACUCAUCUCCUUCGACACCGCAGAUGGCGUCUACGACAUCGCAUGGUCUGAAUCACACGACUCUCUCUUAGUCGCCGCCGUAGCAGACGGCUCCGUAAAACUCUACGAUAUCGCUUUGCCACCAACGCAAAAUCCUCUCCGAUCACUGCAAGAGCACACGCGCGAAGUCCACUCCGUUGACUACAAUCCCACGCGCCGUGACUCAUUCAUAACAUCCUCAUGGGAUGACACAGUUAAACUGUGGACUCUUGACCGUCCAGCUAGCAUCCGUACAUUUAAAGAGCACGCAUAUUGUGUGUACUCGGCCACUUGGAAUCCACGUCAUACCGAUGUUUUCGCGUCGGCAUCGGGGGAUUGUACUGUUAGGAUUUGGGACGUGCGUGAACCGGGCUCCACAAUGAUGAUACCGGGUCAUGAUUUUGAGAUAUUAUCGUGUGAUUGGAAUAAGUAUGAUGAUUGCAUAAUUGCAACUGCUUCAGUUGAUAAAAGUAUUAAGGUUUGGGAUGUUAGGAGUUAUAGGCAGCCGAUGAGUGUGUUGAAUGGUCAUGGGUAUGCAGUUAGGAAAGUUAAAUUUUCGCCGCAUCAUAGGAAUUUAAUGGUUUCCUGUUCUUAUGAUAUGACUGUUUGUAUGUGGGACUUUAUGAUUGAGGAUGCAUUAGUUGGGAGGUAUGAUCAUCAUACUGAAUUCGCGGUUGGAGUUGACAUGAGUGUGCUUGUUGAAGGAUUGAUUGGUAGUACUGGCUGGGAUGAGUUGGUUUAUGUUUGGCAGCAUGGGACCGACCCUCGAGCGCCUUGACAUAGGGAAGUGUUGUUUCUUACAAUUUUUUUUUUGUUAUAUCUUAGUUUUGCAAAACAUAUAGGAAAGAAAGAAGAAAGAUUGAUGAACGAUAUUGUUGGGAUAAUUGUGAAAAGUCUCAAACUUUGAUGAAUAACUAUUAAAUUGUCCCUUAUAUGAUAGUUUUAAUAAUGCGAUAGAGUUUGUAUCAGCCCAUGCUUGUAUAACAGUUUUGAUAAUGCAAUUGUGUUCAUACA
This is a messenger RNA of Ricinus communis (castor bean), 1486 nucleotides long. Its product is annotated as peroxisome biogenesis protein 7. Gene Ontology annotation, biological process: protein import into peroxisome matrix. NCBI's taxonomy places the organism in Eukaryota, Viridiplantae, Streptophyta, Magnoliopsida, Malpighiales, Euphorbiaceae. Gene Ontology annotation, molecular function: protein binding. The record is from RefSeq and is a predicted model, not a curated record. The transcript has a single exon. Gene Ontology annotation, cellular component: peroxisomal matrix; cytosol. Bases 294 to 1250 code for a protein of 318 amino acids.